CUCAUUUCUGCCAAUCUUUAUUCUUCUCUGACUGAGCACUUUGGUAACCCGAGUGAGGACCUUUGCCAGAUUUCAACGCGGUGCUCUCGCCAAGUGACAGGAAGGACUACGUGAGCGAUUUAGUGAUCACUCUUUUCUGGACCAGGUCUCAGGCUCGGUAUUUAACCUAUCGCCAGAGUAUCACGUUGGAACGUUUCUGAUCCAUUUUAUACAAUAGUCAGCCAAGAUGCCUUUAGGUGGAGGAAAAAAAUGCCCCCGAUGUGGAAAGACAGUGUACGCAGCAGAAGAGAUAAAAACCAAUUCAUUCUCCUACCAUAAACUGUGCCACAGAUGCUUCCUGUGUGACACCGGUUUGGACUCCAAGACAGUUUCGCCCCACGAUGAUGAGCUCUACUGUAAGAGAUGCCACGCCCGUAAGUACGGCAUCAAGGGUAUCGGGUUUGGUAUUGGAGGAGGGGCCCUUGGCAUGGACGAAGGCGAACAACUCGGAAACGUUCCAGACCCAAGUCUAAGGGGAGCUCCAGCAAUCGCAGCAGCGUACGCCCAUUCCGAUCUGACGGGAGUCUCAGGGAUGGGCGGUGACCGUUGCCCGAGGUGCGGCGGAUCUGUCUACGCAGCAGAAAAGAAAAUUGGAGCAAACAAUACUUGGCACUCUAAGUGUUUCACUUGCUUCAUGUGUAAUAAGCGGCUGGAUUCCACCACCUUGGCCGAUAAGGACGGCGAAAUCUUCUGUAAAGGUUGCUAUGGCAGGGGCUUCGGGCCCAAAGGAGUCGGCUUUGGCAUGGGUGCCGGUUCGCUUGCGAUGGCAGACUAGACAAUGAAAUUGGCUGCUACGGGAAAGGAUUCGGGCCCAAAGGAGUCGGAUUCGGUGGAGGCGCUGGUGCCCUGGCCACGGAAUAAGCAUCCUCUCUUGGCGGAAGUUUACUCAUCCCGGACAACCUUUUUACUUAAAAAUCGGUGUUAUCUCCACUACAAAUAAGAUCAUUCAUUACCUCAUUUCCCAAUAAUCUCUCUGUCGAAUCCACCCAGACACAUGUUAACGUGCUGCUUUUUAUUGAUAUUUCAAACGUAUUUAAAAUAUCCACCUCGAAGACUAAUGCACCCUAUGAAAUCAUUUAUGGAAAUUGAAAUACCAAGUGCUUUACUGCAUAAAACGUCAAGUUGAUGAUAUAGCCAACGAAGUAUUCACAAGCUUAAUUUACACGUUGAACAGUUUAAAUUUGCAAAUCAUGUUAUUAAACAUAUUUUCCUCACAAACUAGCGCUGAUAAGAAAAAAAUUAUCUGUACACAAGGAUUCUUGUUGUCAUAAUGUUGAUAUGAUAGGGAUGUAUAUGGUAUUUUUAAGGAAUAUUUGAUAUUUUAUUUUCAGUAUUAACGUUGAAUAAGAAAUUUGCAAUAAAAACAUACAGACACUUUAAAGUUUUAAUGCUAGACCGUAUUACGUGUGUUACGAAUCUAUAUGUCUAAAUAAAAAUCAAUCGAAUUUACGAAUUUGAUAGGAACUUUUUUUUAUUAAGUUUAUUAAAAAAAAUCUUUAUUAUGUAUUCCAUGUUCGAUCUGUAUGUUAUCGCAGCAUACAACUGAUGAGACAUUUUGAACAUUGAAAUCAACCUUUUUCAGAUUUAUGUCUGUAUUGAAAUCUAAAGAGAAGAAAUACAAUAAAAAAAUGCUCAAAAAUAUAGUUCAAUGUGACUGCUGCUAUCUGUGUAGCGCGAGAUAUGUAAAGUGAGGUUCAUUUGUGACCAGCCAUCUCAAACCACCAUUAAAGUCGCCCAAAAUGAAUUUUGAGAUUUUCAUUUAGUUUGAAAAAGCACAUACUUACCUUGAAAUUGAUAUA
Messenger RNA from Lytechinus variegatus (green sea urchin), 1838 nucleotides. RefSeq names its product cysteine and glycine-rich protein 1-like. Gene Ontology annotation, molecular function: structural constituent of muscle; actinin binding. The record is from RefSeq and is a predicted model, not a curated record. Gene Ontology annotation, biological process: muscle tissue development; sarcomere organization. The transcript is spliced from 7 exons. Gene Ontology annotation, cellular component: cytoplasm; nucleus; Z disc. Bases 227 to 814 code for a protein of 195 amino acids. NCBI's taxonomy places the organism in Eukaryota, Metazoa, Echinodermata, Echinoidea, Temnopleuroida, Toxopneustidae.